UCACAUCUCUUAUAUUCACCCAAAGAAAAUAAAAAAAAUACACCAAACCCUCCAGAAAUUAAGAAGAAGAGAAAAGACACUUUUACUUUCUCCUUCUUCUCCUCACCUCAAUCUCUCUUCGGAUUCUCUUUAAGCUUAAGUACAUUUAGGGUUUAUCCGAGCUCCAAAUCCACUCGAUUUCUUGAGUUCCACAUCAAAAGCUUAGCUCUUUCCAUCUGCGUUACUAUGCUUGUUGCUGAAGCUUAGAAACAGAUCAUAGAAGAUGGAUAUUUGAUUUUUUUUUCCUUAGAGGUUUUUGUAUACUGUGGAAGAAAAAGAAGCUGCAAUGGGGUCUUUUGCUGGCUCCUGUGAAAUUGUGGAAGAGAAAGAUGAAGAAGUAAGAUUAGCAAAAGUACACUCAGGGAGACAUGGUAAACCUUCUUUGGGAGGAUCAUCAAGCAAAGACUCAGAGCGUAAGCAGCGAGAGUAUCACGGUUCUCUCGAGUACGACAUUGACAAGCUUUUUCAAUCUAUACCCGUGAAACCACCGACGAGGAGGCUACUGAGUUCUUCUUUCCAUAACAACUUUGAGACAAGCGCGAGUGCUGGUCCAAGCAGGACCACUAGCCCUUCAAAGAGAAGCGCCAUGAAGAAGCCAAUGACGCCUCAGUCUCCUAGAGUUGCUGACUCGCUUUCUUUGAAGCAGGCUCUGAGGGACCGCUGCAUUUCCAAGGCCUCGGAGAUGGCUGCUCAGAAACGGUUGUCUAAAUCAGCAGCUGCUUCUCCGAGGGUCUCUGAAGCAGAUAGGAUUAAGAGUUUGUAUAAUCAAUCCACCAGAGUUGUUCCUGUGGAUAAGGGUAAAGGCACCUUGGUUGAUGAGACAUCGGUAAACAAAGAUAUACCAAGCACUUCGAGGAGCGUGUCUCAACGGUCUGAAGAGACUUCUAGCCCUGUUUAUGAGCCAUCUCAAGGUGGAACCAGUUUUGGAGUGGGAAAUCAAAUGCUGGAGAUUAAGGUGUUGCAUAAAGCCAACAGAUCUGGGUCUUGUCUAAGUUCUGGCAGUGUAGAUUGUGAGAUAGCGUUAGAUGAAAACAUCACCUCUACUUCUGCUCAAUCGUUUGAGGAUGAUGUGCAAGAAGUAGACAAACAUGUUACCUCACUGCCUUCUGAUUCUAGCAAGAAAGACAAUGCAGAAGAGCUUGAAAAGAAGAUUCUCUCAACCACUCUGGAUUUAGAGCAGACAGUGAAGUUGGAUGGUGCAGGAACAAAGAAGAGCAAAACGGUAACAAGAAUGAUUCCACGUCCCAAGCAGCAGCCGAAGAAGAAGAUUUUGGUUAAGAAGAAGUUGAAAAUUGGGAUUGUUUCAACUAAAAAGGAUGAAGAAACAGAUUCUAGUGCAAAUAAACUCCUCUGCCAAAGAUGUCACUGUUCCUUGAAGAGCACCAGCAUCAUCAAUAACCAACCACCACCCUCGUAUACUACUAGUCAGACUCCUGAGAUUUGCUCAGACAGUUUGAGCUCUAUCUCAAAUAACGUUGGUAAAGAAGCUCAUCAAGUAGCCGAUGAGAACUCAUCUGGUUCUUGUAAUGUUAGUCAAAGCUCUGAAGCUGAGAUUAUUGUCAUUAAACAAAACGUUUCCUCUAGCAAUAAUGACAGUGGUAACAAGUUCGAGUUCUCAUUGAGUUCAAAAGACAGUCUUGGCGACUACAGCAGGAGCACAAGCAUGAGCGAAGAGAGCAAUCUUAGCAGCAGGUUCAGCUGUGGGAACAAGCCUCACAUGUCGAUGGAUGUGAGAUGGGAAGCGAUUAAGCACGUCAAGUUGCAAUGCGGCGGCUCUUUGGGGUUAAGACACUUCAACCUUUUGAAGAAACUCGGUUGCGGAGAUAUAGGAACGGUCUAUCUCGCUGAGCUGAUUGGUACGAACUGUUUGUUUGCUAUAAAGGUUAUGGACAACGAGUUCUUGGCGAGAAGGAAGAAGAGUCCAAGGGCACAAGCGGAGCGUGAAAUACUUAAAAUGUUGGACCAUCCUUUUCUUCCUACGUUGUACGCUCAGUUUACUUCGGAUAACUUGUCUUGUCUGGUCAUGGAGUAUUGUCCUGGAGGAGAUGUUCACGUGCUUAGACAGAAGCAGCUAGGUCGAUGUUUCCCUGAACCAGCAGCAAGGUUCUAUGUUGCAGAAAUCCUUCUUGCAUUGGAGUACUUACACAUGCUUGGUAUCAUAUACCGAGACCUGAAGCCGGAGAACAUUCUAGUCCGUGAAGAUGGACACAUCAUGCUCACAGAUUUCGACCUCUCACUUCGAUGUGCAGUGAACCCAACUCUUCUCACAUCAACUUCUCCUCCAGAUCCCGCAAGAAUGUCAGGUCCAUACAACACAUCAAACUGCAUACAACCGUUCUGCGUCAACGAACAGUCUUGCCAGGUCUCCUGUUUCAGUCCAAGACUCUCCUCAAACCAACAACAAGAAGGUCGAAAACCGAAACGGGCUGAUCAACUCUUGAAGAGAUCAUCGUUGCCUCAGCUCGUGGCUGAACCAACAGAAGCAAGAUCCAACUCCUUCGUGGGAACACACGAGUACUUAGCUCCUGAGAUCAUCAAAGGAGAAGGACACGGCGCCGCGGUUGACUGGUGGACUUUCGGGGUUCUUCUCUACGAGCUUCUGUACGGGAAAACGCCUUUCAAAGGCUACAACAACGACCAGACUUUGGCUAAUGUUGUCUUGGAGAACCUCAAGUUUCCUGAUAGCCCGCUUGUGAGCUUCCAGGCGAAGGAUUUGAUCAGAGGGCUUCUGGUGAAAGAACCAGAGAACCGGUUCGGGACAGAGAAAGGAUCUGCAGAGAUCAAAAGACAUCCUUUCUUUGAAGGGUUGAACUGGGCUCUUAUCCGGUGCGCAACACCUCCUGAGCUGCCGGAUUGCUACGACUUUGGACAGGGUUCACCUGGAGGCAAUGAUGAUAGGUAUCUUGAAUGUAAAGCCAUAGGGGACCAUCUUGAGUUCGAGUUGUUUUAAGUUAAAAGGUUCUUAAGCUAAGACUGGUAAAAGUAUUCAGAGUAAACGUUGUUGUAAUCUAUAUCAUGUCUUAUAUGUAAAGUGUAGCCUCUUCUGAGAUAUAAUCUCAUCUUGCAAUCACUAAAGAGUAAAGAAGAAGGUCAAAAAGACAUCUUUGAUCA
Brassica napus (rape) is the source of this 3150-nucleotide messenger RNA. Its product is annotated as serine/threonine-protein kinase KIPK1-like. The record is from RefSeq and is a predicted model, not a curated record. Gene Ontology annotation, cellular component: cytoplasm; nucleus; plasma membrane. Bases 326 to 2989 code for a protein of 887 amino acids. Gene Ontology annotation, biological process: protein phosphorylation. The transcript is spliced from 3 exons. NCBI's taxonomy places the organism in Eukaryota, Viridiplantae, Streptophyta, Magnoliopsida, Brassicales, Brassicaceae. Gene Ontology annotation, molecular function: protein serine/threonine kinase activity; ATP binding.